AUGGCAAGCAUCACCCCAUUCAAGAUUGCCGUCCCCGACGCCGCCAUCACGAAGCUGAAAGCCAAGCUGGAACUGUCCGAUCUCCCCGACGAGGUUGACUUCUCCAAUGACUGGAACUACGGAGCGCCCCGAGACGACUCCUCCGCCUCACCAAGUACUGGAAAGACGGCUACGACUGGCGCGCCCACGAGGCCAAACUCAACGCCGAGCUGCCGCAGUUCAAGACGACCAUACACCCGAGCCCGAGGCCAGGCAGUAUCCCGCUCCUCUUCUGCCACGGAUGUACGUGCGGCCCGUCUCGUCGGCGUCCACGACUCUCGCAAGCCCGUCAAGUGGCCAACUAACCCCGUCGCCCUCCUGGCCUGGGUGUACGAGAAGCUGCACGACUGGGCGGACGGGGUACCCCUGGACCGACGACGAGGUGCUCACCUGGGGUCUGGUGUGCGUGUACCAGUUCUCGGCGGCGGGCGCGGCGGCCAGCGUGCGCAUCUACUACGAGGCAAGGCACGCCGGGGCGGCGAGGACGCGGCGCGGGCUCGGGUACGUGCCGGGCGUGCCGUUGGGGCUGUCGUAUUUCCCGAGGGACCUGGUUCUGCCGCCGAGGACGUGGCCCGUGGUGUUUGA
Messenger RNA from Metarhizium brunneum ARSEF 3297, 624 nucleotides. The record is from RefSeq and is a predicted model, not a curated record. NCBI's taxonomy places the organism in Eukaryota, Fungi, Ascomycota, Sordariomycetes, Hypocreales, Clavicipitaceae.